AUGACCGAUACCGAAGAGGCGCCAUGCCUGCUCAACCCAGAUGCGCCUCAAUGGAACGAAAGACUUCUCAAUGAGAUGCAUGCUGCCCUGGACAAGAACCCGGCCACAGAUCUGCUAUCGAUGUUCACGGGCCAGUAUCGACGCGAACACCGCAAGUCGGCGAAUCUGUCCGAAGCUGGCAAGAUCAACAUGAAGGUCCUGGAUCACCUUCUUGACGACUUCCAGGACGAUCCGGAGAUUGACUUGUUGUCUGCGAUCCCGAGUGAUUACAGCAGGCGACUCGCCUUUGCGGUCGGGCCUCAAGUCGCACCUAGUGAAAAAGACGACAACUCUGGAGUCAUGGACCUCGAACCUGACUUUCGCGAGGAACUGGACCAUGCCGAUACCUCUCAUGUAGUGUUCCCACUGUCCGAGCGGGUGCGAAGCCUGCUGUCAAUUUGCGCCAAUAGCGCCGACACACCAACGGGAGACGAGUCGCUCACGACCGCUGUGAUAGAUCUUGUUUGGAAAUCCCCAAAGCUAUGGGAAAGCACUGUGAGAGGAGUAGUGGUAAAAUGCAGCGAUGAAAUCGCGGCUAAGGUUGUCGCGGGAAACAGCGACAGCCACUGGACAGAGUACACAACUUUGGAGUAUCUCGCCGAGAAAGCACCAAGUAUUCCUGCCCCGAAGCCACACGGCUGCAUAUCAAUGGGGCCAUACCGCGUAAUAUUCAUGUCGUACGUUCCGGGAGUGACCUUGGGAAAGGUCUGGCUUGAUCUUUCUCCUCUCCAAAAGUCAUCCAUACAGCAGCAGCUGGAUGACAUUUUUGCUCGCCUAGGAACCCUUCGCAUGGAACCUGGGCGUAUGCUUGGCGGUGUCCUUGAAGAAGGCGCAAAGGAGUCGUUGUUCGCAGGAUGCACGGUACACAAGGGCAUCACCACGACAGCUCAGUAUAGCGACAUGCAGUUCUCUGCCAAGCACCGCGGAAGCAAGACAUACGUCAAGCUCCUUAGGUCAUUCGUGGACCAUGACCAAGGAUCUCUCCAUAGUAGUCCAGUUUUCACUCAUGGUGACUUUCGACCGGACAACAUCAUGGUCGACCUCGGGCCAGAGACCAACAUUGUCUCCGUCACUGGUAUCAUCGACUGGGAGGACAGCGGCUUCUAUCCGGACUACCUUGAAUGCACCGCCGCAACACGAACGUUGAGCGUGAGGGACGAGCAUGAUUGGUCCGAUUGGUUUCUCCACCUACCGAACAGCAUCUCACCCUCACGAUUCCCUGAGCGGUGGCUUGUUGACCGGCUCUGGCAACAUCACCGUAUGCACGUUUAG
Fulvia fulva is the source of this 1311-nucleotide messenger RNA. RefSeq lists its product as uncharacterized. Lineage: Eukaryota; Fungi; Ascomycota; Dothideomycetes; Mycosphaerellales; Mycosphaerellaceae. The record is from RefSeq and is a predicted model, not a curated record. The transcript has a single exon. The coding region runs from base 1 to 1311 and encodes 436 amino acids.